UACUUCGUCGUGGUCGGAGGAGGCACUGCAGGGUCCGUUGUUGCAGGAAGACUCAGCGAGGUACCGGACUGGAAUGUCCUUCUCAUAGAAGCAGGCGGUGAUCCCCCUAAGACGUCCGACAUUCCUGCAAUAUUCUUCUCCCUUCAGAAAACUGACAUCGACUGGAAAUACAGGACGGAGCCCGAAGAAGAAAGUUGCCAGGGAAUAAAAGAUGGACGAUGUGCCUGGCCCAGAGGUAAAGUUUUGGGCGGAAGUAGUACAAUAAACGGUAUGCUUUAUAUCCGAGGAAUGAAGGGCGAUUUUGACGACUGGGCUGCAGCUGGGAAUGAAGGAUGGAGUUACGAAGAAGUUCUAGAAUACUUCAAGAAAUCAGAAGAUUUUAAACCAAGUGCAAAUGAAGAUAAUUACGAACCAUUUUAUCACGGUACAGGAGGACCCGUAAGUGUGCAAAGAUUCGAAAGUAUGGAUCUCGCAUGGUCAGUUAUGGAUGCAGUGAAAGAGGCAGGAUAUAAACAGUUGAACGACAUCAAUGGCCCAAGCCAGUUAGGAUUUGCACAUUUGCACGGUACACUCAUAAACGGUACACGGUGCAAUACUGCGAAAGCUUUCCUUAAUCCCGCUAAAAACCGGAAAAAUCUUCACGUUUUAAAACACUCGAAAGUAACCAGGAUCAUAAUAGACCCGGGUACAAAAGUAGCUAAUAAAGUUGAAUUCAGUUCAAAUGACGGCAAGCUUUAUCAGGUUAAUAUUAAGAAGGAAGUAAUCGUAUCAGCUGGUACUAUUAAUUCUCCACAAGUGCUCAUGUUGUCUGGUAUUGGUCCAGAAGAACAUCUGAAGGAAUUCGGUAUCGACGUCAUUAAAGACCUAAAAGUUGGCGAGAACCUUCAAGAUCACUUAAUCUUUCUUGGAUCUGUAUACAACAUAAGGAAAUCUGGCAAGUCUCAAUCAAGCUCAUUGUCUUUCCUUGAUGCGUCUUAUGAAUAUCUAACACGAAGGAGUGGCCCACUCGCUACUCAUAAUGGAAAUACUGUGACGGGUUUCAUCAGGACCAAAUUCUCUUCCAAUGAAAGACCAGACAUUGAAAUAUUUUGUUUCAUUAUUUCAGCAAAUGAUACAAAUGCAGCAGCCACGGUUGGUACCAGUUUUGGUCUAGCAGACGAGACAAUUAUCUCGUUACAGGAAAUGUCAAAAGAAGGGGAUGUUGUUAUGUUGGCCCCUCUUCUUGGACAACCAAGAAGUAAAGGUAAGAUACUCCUCAGUUCAUCAAAUCCUUCAGAUAAUCCAAAAAUAUAUGCAGGUUAUUUAACGGACAGAGAGGACCUGGACGCAUUGCUGGAAGGCAUCGAAGCAACUACUAGAAUAAUGCAGACUGGCGUAAUGAAGAGUCGUGAAGCCAGAAGCAGAAGGCUGGCUGUGAAUUCGUGCGAGGUCUUUGAUUUUGACAGUAGCUCAUAUUGGGAAUGCAUGCUCAGAAAUAUUGCAACAUCAGCUUUUCACGCUGUGGGCACAUGCAAGAUGGGACCCAGUUCAGACCCAGAAAGUGUUGUUGAUCCCAGACUAAGAGUUCAUGGUGUAAAACGAAUCAGAGUAGCUGAUGCAUCCAUAAUGCCCAUCAUUGUGGCGACACCGACUUAUGCGACAUCUAUAAUGAUAGGUGAGAAAGCGGCUGACAUGAUAAAAAUGGACUGGCUUCAGUAACAUCUAAGCAUCCCAACCGAUAUAGUGUGCUCGGGCAGAGACGAAAAUGGAAAAUAAAAAUUAGAAAAUAUAUGCAUACGUUAAUAAUUCUGAA
Zootermopsis nevadensis is the source of this 1792-nucleotide messenger RNA. Its product is annotated as glucose dehydrogenase [FAD, quinone]. Gene Ontology annotation, molecular function: flavin adenine dinucleotide binding; oxidoreductase activity, acting on CH-OH group of donors. Lineage: Eukaryota; Metazoa; Arthropoda; Insecta; Blattodea; Termopsidae. The record is from RefSeq and is a predicted model, not a curated record.